This is a messenger RNA of Canis lupus familiaris (dog), 910 nucleotides long. RefSeq names its product heat shock factor binding protein 1 like 1 (gene HSBP1L1). Gene Ontology annotation, cellular component: nucleus; cytosol. The transcript is spliced from 4 exons. Lineage: Eukaryota; Metazoa; Chordata; Mammalia; Carnivora; Canidae. The record is from RefSeq and is a predicted model, not a curated record. Gene Ontology annotation, biological process: cellular heat acclimation. Gene Ontology annotation, molecular function: transcription corepressor activity. The coding region runs from base 207 to 443 and encodes 78 amino acids.
CCACCGCGCCCUGCCCAGGAAUUCCCUCCCGGGACCAGGCUGGUGAGCUGCUGCCCGCGUCCGGGCUCCCCAGUGUCCCCGCCGCAGCCGGAGCGUCUCCCCACGGACGGACGCGAGGCAGCCCUGCCGCCCGGAUCCCCCGCCCACCCGGACCACCAGGACCGCCCGGACCAGGGGACCCACCUGGACUAGGGGAGCCACUGGACAUGGACACGCGGGGACCCAAAGCCCCAGGCGGGGAUGCGCUGCGGGACACGGCAGAAAAUCUAUUUCAGGAACUUCAAGAACAUUUUCAAGCUCUGAUUGCAACGUUAAACCUCAGAAUGGAAGAAAUGGGAAGUCGCCUCGAGGAUCUACAGAAGAAUGUAAAUGACCUCAUGGUGCAAGCUGGGGUUGAGGAUCCUGUUUCGGAACAAGGGGCAAGGGCGUCAUUAGGAAACUAAAGGAUUGUUGCCCUAAGUCAGCCGGUAAAUUAUCCACACUCGUCCUGCUGAAUCAGAGCCAGUUUGCCUUCAGUUUAUAAACCCCUACGUCUGGUAUUGGGUAGGAGCUGCUGCUUAGGAGCUGUGAACACUGCAAAGGGUGGACAGCUUCACCGUUCUGGCCUCAUUCCUGGCGGGCCCUGAGGAAUCAGCUGUCCCUCCUCCCCACCCCCAACCCUGCAGGGCUGAUUCUGGGAUGGGACAAGAGCCUGAGGGAAGAACAUGGCAGCCCAAGAUCCUUCAUCACCCAGAUCAAGCUGCUGUUUUAAGUUUAGUCAACAAGUUAAAUGAUCAAAUAGACAUGGAAACCCCACCAUUUGAUGUGCGUGGAGCCCGAGAGAAGACCAGACAUCCAAGUUUGUUUAAAUCAGUGGUACUGCCUUUUAAAUGAAAAGAAGGACCUCAAUAAAUUGAGAUGUUUGGGUAAA